This is a messenger RNA of Cyprinus carpio (common carp), 1376 nucleotides long. It is a transcript of the gene cnrip1b, whose product is annotated as cannabinoid receptor interacting protein 1b. The record is from RefSeq and is a predicted model, not a curated record. Gene Ontology annotation, biological process: negative regulation of signaling receptor activity. NCBI's taxonomy places the organism in Eukaryota, Metazoa, Chordata, Actinopteri, Cypriniformes, Cyprinidae. Gene Ontology annotation, molecular function: type 1 cannabinoid receptor binding. Gene Ontology annotation, cellular component: plasma membrane.
ACUGGAAGUCACUUAUUUUGACAGAAGCAUAUUUGAAUGAUCAAUUAUCCAAAAGCCUACAUGCUGCAUCGGUUAAUCUGAAGAGGGCUGCACCGCCUCUCUCGUGAUCUCAUUAGGUCGCACACACACGCGCUUGUUCGGAUUACUCCUCGAGCGCGGAUUAUGGAGAGGAACAGCAGACAUGACUUUGGACGUGCCUUCUGCGAUGUGUUUUUUUUUUUUUUUUUUUUUUUACGCGUUACGGCGUAACGAUUUAGUUCAGCCUGAAAUAUCUUGACCUGUUUCCUUGCACCUGACUGCCUUCUCCGCAUCAUUUGGCAUCAUGGCUGACAUACCCCAACUGAUUAAAAUCGGCGUUUCGCUGAAAACCACUCCAAAUAACGGACCAGUCUACUUCAAAUCGGACGGGACGAGAUUCGGUCAGACCCGAACCAUCAAAUUACUGACGGGAACUAAAUAUAAGAUCGAUGUGAUCGUUAAACCGGGAGCGGUUGCGGCGACAUCCAUGACUGUCGGCGGAGUGACUUUUCCUCUGGAGCAGCAGUCUAAAGACCCUCAGUCCGUAGUGUACACUGGGAUGUAUGACACAGAGGGAGUAACACACACCAAAAGCGGCGAGAGGCAACCUGUUCAGGUCAACAUACAGUUCACUCAGGCAGGGCUUUUCGAGACCGUCUGGCAGGUCAAGUUCUACAACUACAACAAGAGAGACCACUGCCAGUGGGGCAACAGCUUCAGCAGCAUCGAGUACGAGUGUAAACCCAACGACACGCGCACCCUCAUGUGGAUCAACAAAGAACUGUUUCUGUAAAAGAGUCCAUUUGUGAGAGAAGACAAUCUUAUGAAGCAACAUCUACUGAGCUAAACGACACACUGCCGUUCUCACUGAAAUAUGAAUCAGCGGUUCCUGAUAGCGUAGGGAUGUAGCCUUUCCUGUUAGUGACGAUUUGUGAUGAAGCGUGAGUUUUGUUGGAUUUGUCUUGGUGCUGCUGGAAAAUCAAAGCAAUGUCUCCGAUGCAUAAUAGUUGCACUUUACCCUGUUUGUUGUAUUGUUGUCUCUUUUGCAGUUUUCCAUCCAGUUGUCUACCUCAGAAGAACCCAGCGAUAUAUUUACAGUUUACAGAUUUUUAUAUAGAUUUCAUGUUAGAAUUGUUAGCAUGCAGUUUGUUAAACCGAGUAAAUGUAGCAUUUUUUGCAGUAAAUUUGACCCAUAUCAGUACAUCUGAUGUAUAGUGUAUUUUUAUGAGUGUUUUGUAAUGGUGCAUUGUGAUUUAUGUGCAAUAAUUGUAAGUUGGUUGUAUUUUUCCAUAUGUUUUUCAUUUUUCAAAAUGGUAGCCUAAUGUUCCUUAAAGAGAAAUAAAGUAUACCAAAAAUGG